UGUCAUUUAUAAAUCCCUUUCCGGUUUUAAGUCUACUACCGAAAACACGUUUCUGUGCUUGUUCUCCCGCAAACUUGGAGCUAAGGUCAAAUUUUGGCAACUUGCACUAUUUCAUAUUUGAAUCUUACAAAUAACAAACCAUUAUACAUUCGCAAUGGCUUCGAAAGCUGAAUUAGCCUGUGUUUAUUCCGCACUCAUCCUCGUCGAUGAUGAUGUUGCCGUCACCGGUGAAAAGAUCUCGACCAUCUUGAAAGCCGCCAACGUUGAUGUUGAACCAUACUGGCCUGGUUUAUUCGCCAAAGCAUUGGAAGGCGUCAAUGUUAAGGACUUGAUCACAAACAUCGGUUCCGGUGUUGGUGCUGCACCUGCAGCUGGCGCUGCUCCAGCAGCCGCAGCUGCUGCUGCCCCAGCAGCUGAAAAGAAGGAAGAAAAGAAAGAGGAAUCCGACGAGGGAUCUGACGAUGAUAUGGGUUUCGGUCUUUUCGAAUAAACUCCAUCAACAUUCGACACUUUUUGUAUUUUUGGGUACAGUUUUAAUGUACGAAUAAAAAGUAUUUGAAAUUGUAAGACAAAA
This is a messenger RNA of Bradysia coprophila, 574 nucleotides long. RefSeq names its product Ribosomal protein LP1 (gene RpLP1). NCBI's taxonomy places the organism in Eukaryota, Metazoa, Arthropoda, Insecta, Diptera, Sciaridae. Gene Ontology annotation, molecular function: structural constituent of ribosome; ribonucleoprotein complex binding; protein kinase activator activity. The record is from RefSeq and is a predicted model, not a curated record. Gene Ontology annotation, biological process: cytoplasmic translation; translational elongation. Gene Ontology annotation, cellular component: ribosome; cytosolic large ribosomal subunit.